CAAAAAGCGAAGAAAUUAUUUUUUGAACUUUCGAAGGCACAGAGAAAUGAAUUCUGGACACACUUCAAUUAGGGCUUUGGGGCAGCGCUCUAUCGCUUCGUCAUUCCUUUCUUGCUCUUCUAAAUCAUCGAGUGAUUCUAAAGAAGAUAUUCAGAGCGAAGCUUCGAAGAAGGGCUCAGGCGUGUCGUUCGCAGACUUCCUCGACCGGAAGCUGCUCACUACUUCUGUGCUACCCAGAACAGUUGAGGGAAAAUCAAGGCCAUUUUCAUCGCCGCUGGCUCCAAUAGAAUCAAUCGGCACCAUUGAUGGGUGCAGUGAGGCAAAGAAAGGUGGGGAAGCAAAGCCAAACUUUGUCAUUGGUAAAGUGUUUUUUGAACAGUUCAAGCAUACUGGUGAAGAGAAAGGAGAUUGUGAAGGUUCCUGUAGUGUUGGUGAAGUGGAAAGUCAUAAAAUAGAUGAGGUACAAGAAUCAAGAAAAAGGAGAAACCCAUUUCAAGGUGAGGAUGAGAAACAAACUGCUCAAAAACAUUUGUUAGUUCUUGGAGGUGAUCCAAAACCAAAGCAAAAGGGAAGGCAAGAAAGAUUUAUUAGCAAGAAGAAGCGGAGCCCUCUUUACAAUCACUAUGCAAAUGGUAGUGGCUGGUGGGACUGCAACAUGGAAGGUGUUGACAAUGAAGAAGUAGGCGUUAAUGAAGUGUGGGAAGGGGUGGGCUCUACCACAUUAGGAGGAAUAGAGUGGCAUUGAAUGAGUAACUCACCAAUAUGUAAUGAUGCUACUAGAGAAUGUUUAUUUAGUUUAUUCCACAUCCGUCUCUGUUUCUGUCUC
Alnus glutinosa is the source of this 826-nucleotide messenger RNA. RefSeq lists its product as uncharacterized. The transcript has 5 exons. The record is from RefSeq and is a predicted model, not a curated record. Lineage: Eukaryota; Viridiplantae; Streptophyta; Magnoliopsida; Fagales; Betulaceae. Bases 47 to 745 code for a protein of 232 amino acids.